This is a messenger RNA of Harpegnathos saltator (Jerdon's jumping ant), 2417 nucleotides long. Its product is annotated as poly(U)-specific endoribonuclease homolog. The record is from RefSeq and is a predicted model, not a curated record. The transcript is spliced from 9 exons. Gene Ontology annotation, molecular function: RNA endonuclease activity. Lineage: Eukaryota; Metazoa; Arthropoda; Insecta; Hymenoptera; Formicidae. Bases 176 to 2320 code for a protein of 714 amino acids.
AGGCAGUCAGAUGCGAGCAGGGACGCAGUCUUACUUCACACGUGAACCACGUAGCACGUUCACGCAUCGCUAACUCCAGGAUCGAGAGAAAUCAGUUAUAUAAAUUGCCAAAAUAUAUUUUAUCAAAAAGGACCAACCUGGACGCAGCGUUUGUUAGCGUUCGCGGUAAUAAAUCAUGACAGUGAAAAACCGUUAUUUCAUCAUCUUCGUUAUCUCGCUGUCACUUUUUAUUGGGAACAGCGAAGCGGGAUGGAAGUUUUGGAAAAAGGAGACCACUACAACUACUACCACAACACCGACCCCCGAAAAUGUUCAACCUACUGCUACUCCAAUACCAAACAUAGUCGGGCCACAGGUCACGACGCCCAAAGGAUCGACGGCACCAGCUGUGAACACAGGAACUGGUAUAAUAGGUGCUGCUAACCCGGGACUUGCCAUUGGCGUAGGAACUACUGGACAAAAUAUACGAAAUAAUGCGCGACCCAGUCGACCUAAUCCAGGAACAGAAGUUGGCCUGGAUAUCGCUGGUCCAAGACCAGGUAGACCGGAAGUCGGUGGUGGUCAAAAUUAUCGAGAUUGGGCUGCAGGUCUCACCGGAACUGGAGAGCUGUCCGGAAACCAGCCAUCGAGAGGACCCGUUCAAGGACCUCAGAGACCUCAAGGACCACAAGUAUCUCAAGGACCUCAAGUAGCUCAAGGACCUCAAGUACCUCAGGGGCCUCAAGUACCUCAAGGGCCUCAAGGACCUCAAGGACCUCAGGGGCCUCAAGUACCUCAAGGGUCUCAAGUACCUCAAGGACCUCAAAGACCUCAAGGACCGACAAGUGGUGGCCAGACGCAGCCCAGUUUACCAUCUGCAAACUCAAGGCCAAAUCCAGAAGCAACGAAUCGACCCGCAGCUUCGCAUAUACCAGCAAACAUCCCGACUCAACCGAACCAGCCAUCAAACACAGGUUCAGGAUCAGGAGGCAUGCCUAGAAUUGCCAUACAACCUCCAAAACCUCAUGUGAUACCUGAUCCUAUCACUGGGAUUUCUACUUCCGAUGAUCGCAGCAGACCGGGUAGCCCUUUUUCUCCAAAUUCAGGAGCAUCGUUUGCUGACGUUGCUGGUGGUGGCAGCAGACCCGCUUCGCCGACAGGGUCGCCGAGACAACCCGAGUAUCCUAGACAACCAAGUGCGAGUAUACCGGGCAUAAACCCUGCAGGUGCCGCUGGAGCCAACCAGAACAGACCAGGUACGCCUUCUUCUCCAACUUCAGGAAAAUCAUGGGCGGACGUUGCUGCCGGUGGUAGCAGACCUUCUUCACCUACAGGCCUCCCUAGACAACCUGUACCAGAACUAGGUGAGAAUGAACGUAGAACCACGGGAAGACCGGCACAACCUGGCGAUUCUCGGCCAGAACCGGCGAGAGGCACGUCCACCAUUGGCGUUACUCCGGCCACGGGUGCCGCGGAUCCAAACAAAAAAGUAUAUUCCAGUAAUCCAACAUACAGCAAAGGGAAUACAGUUACUGACGAGGACUUAGAGAAGUUGUCCGAAGCGCUCUACAUCAAAGAGACGAAUAAUGCAAACCGAUACAUAACACUCAAUCUGCAACAGAAGACCACCAGCGGUAGCCCGACGGACCAAGCUCCACAGCCGCUACUUACAGUGAGCGCUGAGGCUUUCCAGAUUCCCACGAUUCAAAGAGUCCUGUCGAUAUUCGACAAUUAUCAAUUGGACACUCAUACGAACGAGUACAUUAGUCCAGCGCAAAGGCAAGAGGAGAGUCUCCUUGUCGACACUUUCUUAAGUACGAACGUGAUGUCUGCCGCGAUGCGUUUCCUCGCAGAUAAAGGAUUCAUGCGGCAGGAUUAUUACGAGUACAAAGACACCCUGAGAAGAAUCUGGUUCAAUCUAUUCUCACGCGGGCAAGGUAAGAUCGGAAGCACCGGAUUCGAGCACGUCUUCAUGGCGGAGACGAGGCAAGCGGAUUCAGGCACUCAGGAGGUACUCGGGCUACACAAUUGGAUCUACUUCAAUGCAGAAGAAACGAAGAGACGCGUCGACUACUUGGGUUAUAUCAACAAAGUCGAUUUAGGAAACAAAGGGUCCAUCGUCAAGGUGCACGCGAAAUUCAAUGGUCUCGACAAGCCAGUUACAGCGUUGUUCGUCGGCACCUCGCCUGAACUGGAAAUGGCGCUCUACACCGUCUGUUUCUACGCGAGACCGGACGGAAAAUGUCCCGUGUCUUUAGGAGGAACGAAAUUCAACAUAGUGACGUACAAGUUUAAAUACAGAGGAAAAGAUCUGAUCGGAACGGCGUACCCGGAAAUUUGAGGAUGCCGUACAAAAUGUACCCCUCAGAGAUUGUACAAUUCUUGUAUACCUUAUAGUAAAUAAAAUAAACCAUACAUGAUUGCACAGUUUGUAUCAA